Messenger RNA from Adineta steineri, 1593 nucleotides. NCBI's taxonomy places the organism in Eukaryota, Metazoa, Rotifera, Eurotatoria, Adinetida, Adinetidae. The record is from the annotation of a GenBank genome assembly.
AUGCUUGCGUUUGUCAGAAGAAUGAAUCAUCAUCAUCCUCAUUUAACAAAAGCAAGUACAACGAAUUCUGAUGAACAUACAUCAUCAUCAUCAUCAUCAUCUGUUCAUACAGAAAAAAUGCUUCUAUUAAAUCCAAGUUUAUCACAAGAACCAACAACACCAUGUGUACUUAAUACACCAAAUACUUGUACAAAAAAUUCAACAUUUUUUUAUGAAAUUCCAACUUCUAUGCAUACAACAUCAUUAUCGGAGCCACAAUCUUCAUCUGUACAAAUCGUUUCUCAUUCAUUAACACCCUCACUACCACCACCUCCACCACCGCCACCAUCAGUAUUAUCAUCAUCAUCAUCAUGUGUACCUUCAAUUGUUGUUAAUAACAAUUCAACAACAACAACCACAGAUAUUGUCGAUGCAUCAACAACAACAUCAUCAUCGUCGAAUAUCGAUGACGAUAGAAAAAUGCAAUUACCACGUAGUUUAAUUAAUGAUAAUAAACCUUAUGCAUUAAAUUUACAAAUAACAAAUCCUAUUUCACAUACAACAACAUCACCAUCUCGUUCAUCAUCGACAAACUCUCCGAUUGACAAUUCGAAUAUAGAUGAUGGAAAUAGUACUAAUAAUAACAACAACAAUAACACUGUUUUAAAUACACUAAAUGUAAAUGAACAAAUUCAUACAUUAUUAACAUCAAAUCCAGUUGUUGCUGAUUAUAAUAUCAGUACACCAGAUAGUACAACAUCAACAUCAGUACCAACAUCAUCAUCAUCAUCAACAACAAAUGAAUCAAGAAUGAAUUAUAUUGAUCAAUCUCAUUAUGUUUCAUAUGGAACACCACAAACAUCUGUUUCUCAAUCAAUAUCUUCAUCUUAUCAUGAUUCUAUUGUUAAAUCUGGAACACCAUCAAAUAAUUUUAUGCCAACAAUCAAUAUGAAUAAUGCAGAUUGGACGGCAAAUACAACAGUAAAUAAUUUUGCUUUACAACCAUUAUCAUCAUCAUCUUCAUCUUCUAUUAAAAAUGAACCACAAGAUUAUCCAAUGACAGUUGCUAAUGAUCAAACAACACAAUUUACUAAACCAAGAAAUUAUUCAAAUAGACCAUCAAAAACUCCAUUACAUGAACGACCAUUUUCCUGUCCUCUUGAACAUUGUCCAAGAAGAUUUUCUCGAUCAGAUGAAUUAACAAGACAUAUUCGAAUACAUACUGGUGAUAAACCAUUUCAAUGUAAAAUAUGUGCUCGAGCAUUUUCAAGAUCUGAUCAUUUAACAACACAUAUUCGAACACAUACUGGAGAAAAACCAUUUCUAUGUGAAACAUGUGGUCGUCGUUUUGCUCGAUCUGAUGAACGUAAACGUCAUGGAAAAGUACAUCAAAAAUUACGAAAUACAAAUCUUAUUCAACAUUCACUACCGAAAACAUCACAACAAUUAAAUACAUUAUCGAUUAUAACAAAUAAUUUAUUGACAACUAUGGAUAAUAAUGGACAAAAUGAUGGUGAAGAUAGUUCAUCUCAAGAUUCAUCUGAACGUCAACAACAACAACAACAACAACAUCAAUUUCAACAACUAACUCAUUUACCUCAACAUUGGUCAUAG